Molecule: messenger RNA, 4807 nt
Organism: Harpegnathos saltator (Jerdon's jumping ant)
Lineage: Eukaryota; Metazoa; Arthropoda; Insecta; Hymenoptera; Formicidae
Product: probable phosphorylase b kinase regulatory subunit alpha
Exons: 18
Coding region: 988-4629 (1213 amino acids)
Biological process (GO): glycogen metabolic process
Cellular component (GO): phosphorylase kinase complex
Molecular function (GO): calmodulin binding
Source: RefSeq, a predicted model, not a curated record
UCUUUCUCCCUUUCCCUUGUUCUUUGUAGAGUCUUGCCGAGUCGAUAACGAGUCGAAACGAAAUCGACUUUGAAAUUGGCGCGUCGUAAAAAUGGCGCUUGCAAAAGCGCCGUUGGCGGCUUUUCCACCGCCGAGCGCGUGUCUAUAUGUUGGUAACUCGUGCGUUUUUACACAGCAGUUUUGUUGGUAUUAUAUUACCGAAAGUUGUUAGUGUUACCUCGGCUGACGUUUUCAACGAAGGACGAUCGUUAUUCAGGAUUAAGGAUUAACGAGGAGGGGAAAAGAGAUCUAAAUACCAGCCAACCCCGCUGGCUAUUGAGAAACCGAACGACGAGAGAUGGCGAGCGAUUCGUAAAAGCGCCCGUAGAGGCCAGAGCUUGAUUUUCGUGGUGGCGCGGCCGAGACAAGAAUCGAUGAGAACCAAUGAAAAUCGAUGCGACGGUCCAAUCAUCGAGCUCAAGGGUCGCAAUAUGUUUCCCUGCGGGACGUGAAAGGAAGGCGCUACUAAUUGCGGUCGGUUUCACCUUUCAUCAGCAGGGGGCAACGAGCCCUAUCAGACGACGGCGGCGACAACUACUACGACGACGACUACUACUACACGCCGACGAUAACGACGACGAUGAUUAUUAUGGCGACGUAAGCGAAAUGCUCGAGAAGGAAGAGGAGGAGGAGAAGAGACCCGACUGAAUUUUGUUUCCGCGAAACGAAAAUGCAUUCUUCUGUCUCUCCGGCUUGCCGAACGCGACGCGGUGCGCAAUUUGUUUGAAGACGACAUCGCGAGUGCGCUACCGAAGUGUCGAAGUUUAUCGUGUUUCUCGUUAAACCGUCAAAUUAUCGUCGAAACGAUCGCAGUCGCGAGUGCAGUGCAGCGAAGUGAAGUGAAGUGAAGUGAAGUGAGCGAAAAGCGGACGUGGGACGACGACUGACUGGACGUGGAAGGUGAAGAAGGUGGUGGACCUGGACGUCAACGCGGGACAUCAACGCAAAAUGCCAAAGUACAAAAUGCGUAGCAGAAGUAACUCUGGAGUCCGUUUGGACUAUUACCAACGAAUUGUUCAUAAAAUAAUUAUGAAUCAUCAGAAUCCUGUAACAGGACUCUUUCCUGCCAGUCCUAACAAUGACCAUGCGUGGAUACGUGACAAUAUUUAUUGUAUACUUGCUGUAUGGGGUUUGUCAAUGGCAUACAAAAAGAUAGCCGAUGCCGAUGAAGACAGAGCAAAAACUUAUGAACUCGAACAGAGUUGUGUUAAGCUGAUGAGAGGUUUACUGAUGGCAAUGAUGCAGCAAAAGGAGAAAGUAGAAAAGUUCAAGUCUAGUCAAAAUCCACACGAUGCUUUGCAUGCAAAGUAUAGCUCUGUUAAUUGUCAAACUGUAGUUGGGGACACCGAAUGGGGACAUCUUCAAAUAGAUGCCAUUUCCCUGUAUCUUCUAAUCCUGGCUCAGAUGACAGCUUCUGGCUUGCAAAUCAUUUUCAACUUAGAUGAGGUGGCCUUUAUCCAGAACUUAGUGUUUUACAUCGAAUCUGCUUACUGUACUCCAGACUAUGGGAUUUGGGAACGGGGGGAUAAGACAAAUCAUGGUUUGCCAGAAUUAAACGCAAGCAGUAUUGGAAUGGCAAAAGCUGCAAUGGAGGCAAUGAAUGAAUUGGAUCUGUUUGGUGCGAGGGGCGGGCCCACAUCGGUUAUUCACGUUCUAGGUGACGAAGCGCAGAAAUGUCAAGCAGUAUUGCAGUCCAUGUUGCCCAGAGAAUCAAAUUCUAAGGAAUUAGACAGCGGCUUAUUGUCGAUUAUAAGUUUUCCCGCAUUCGCAGUGGAUGAGCCUAAUUUAAUUCACUUGACGAGAGACGCCAUCGUCAAGAAAUUACAAGGUCGAUAUGGAUGUAAGAGGUUUUUAAGGGAUGGAUACAGAACACCAAAGGAAGACCUAAACAGACUGUACUACGAACCUUGGGAACUCCGUAUGUUCGAGAACAUCGAAUGCGAAUGGCCCUUGUUCUUUUGUUACUUGAUAUUGGAUUAUUGCUUCCAAGGUAACAAAGAAGGAGUUGCAAUAUACAUGAAGUAUCUGGAGGACGUAAUGAUUAAAGCAGAGGAUGGUAUGAAAUUAGUGCCCGAGUUAUAUUCCGUCGCGUCCGAGGACGUAUCGGCGGAAUACGCCGAACCCGGUAGUCAAAGUCGAAUAGCAUUAGGCAGAUGUCCGUUUAUGUGGGCUCAGUCUCUCUAUAUUCUGGGGAAAUUGCUGCAGGAGGGGUUUCUCGCUGUCGGUGAAUUGGAUCCGUUGAACAGACGAUUGUGCAGUGAGAAAAAGCCGGACGUGGUGGUGCAAGUGGUUAUUCUGGCAGAAGACACAGAAAUCAGAGAGAAAAUGGCGCAGCACGAUAUACACGUGCAAACAAUCGCGGAGGUUGCACCGAUCGAAGUACAGCCCGCGAAGGUUCUGAGUAAUCUCUAUACAUACCUGGGUCGCAAUAAGAAACUGGGACUAUCUGGGCGUAAGUCGAGAGACGUGGGAAUUCUCAGCACUAGUAAAUUGUAUUCCUUGCAGGACAAGAUAUUCGCGUUUACACCGCAGAACUUUGACACGGAGGAAUACUACAUGACAAAUGACGCCGCCCUGCUUGUCAACACUUUUACAACCAAUCUGGCCUUCCUUACAAUCAACUGGAAACAAAUGCUCGGCAGGCCAACCAUAACACUUGUCGCUACUCAUAAUCAUCUAGAUCAAGGUAAGAUACCGUUAGCCAUGAUAACUACCAUGAAGAAGCUCAAGAGCGGCUACAUCAAUGGCACCAGAGUGUCAUUGGGAAAUUUGAACGAUUUCUUGAGCACCUCUUGUAUCACGAAUCUUAGCUUCUUAGGAAGCUCCGAAGAUGGCCGUCCUGACAAGCUGAAUCCUCAGGUUCAACAAUAUUUGGAAGAACAUUUGAUGCGUCCGUUCCCUCAUCGUACGGGACUUCUGUCAAGUAAGCAAGGCCUGACGCGUACGGGGAAAAAUAUACGACGUAGGAUGUCUGUGAAAGGCGCAAUAAAGAAAACUCGAUCUAUAGCCGUCGAACCCGAGAUUCUUGGUAUGGCAGGAGAAGACCGUAGGCACUCAACCGCUUUAAUCGCAAACCCGUUUAUUGAAGUGACGGACACCACGUUGUCUCCCAGUGCUACCCAACCGGUGACGAUUGAUCGCACACCGUCGCCGACGGACGAGCUUAUGCCAUGGAAAAAUUCGCCUAAAAUACAUAGACAUAGAACGGCAUCCGAAACUCAAUAUGCCGAGACAGAGGUGGAAGAAUUGCUGUCCAUGCUGCGUGAGACGGAAAGCCUCGAAGAGCAAGGAGAUAUCUUGCAGUAUAUUGUGGAUUCGAAAGGGUUGUAUUUCAAUACUGGAGUACUCGAGGAAGGACAUCCCGUCCUGGUGAAAGAUCUGUUGAAGAGUCUCUAUGAGAAGGCUUGCCAACAGAAAAUGUGGGGCAUCGUAAGACACAGCGCCGGUAUGUUGGGCAAACGAGUGGAAGACUUGGCGAAAGCUGUGACUGAUCUGCUGGUGCGUCAGAAACAAGUGACCGUCGGCAUGCCGCCGACCAACGAACACACAAUAGUCGCUCCUUUGCCGGAGAACGAACUGCGAGCUUUGAUCCAUCAAGCGUACGGCGAUGAUGAAUCGACCGCGAUGUUGACGCAGGAGUUGCUCGUCUACUUGGCGAUGUUCAUCAGAACGGAACCACAGCUGUUUCACGAGAUGCUGAGGCUGCGGGUCGGCCUGAUCAUUCAAGUCAUGGCGACAGAAUUGUCGCGAACGUUGAUCUGCACCGGUGAAGAAGCCUCUGAACAUUUGUUAAAUUUAUCUCCAUUCGAGAUGAAGAACUUGCUGCAUCAUAUUAUGAGCGGAAAGGAGUUCGCUAUUAGCAGUGUUGGCCGUGGUAACUUCUCUGUAAUCAGCCGCAAGUCGAGCAAGCUUAGUAAGCGUACAAACUAUAUGGAAAAUACCGAAAAAUCUCAAAUCGGCGGUUUCUUAAGCGCCGAUCAGACUGACGGUGUUGAGGCGGAGGCCGAUCGACAAGGCCAAUGGUUACGAAGACGACGACUGGAUGGUGCAUUGAACAGAGUACCGAGGGAUUUCUAUCCACGUGUGUGGCAAGUACUUGAAAGGUGUCAAGGUUUAGCUAUCGAAGGAAGGGUGUUGCCUCAGAAUCUCACACAGGAAAUGACAUCGGGCGAACUGAAAUUUGCCUUAGCCGUCGAAACGGUCUUGAAUACUAUACCGCAGCCAGAGUAUCGUCAACUGGUGGUCGAGGCUCUGAUGGUGUUAACGUUAGUUACUGAGCACAACAUUGUAGCGUCUCUGGGUGGUCUGAUUGCUGUGGAACAUUUAGUGCAUAAAGCAAAUGCUAUUUUCUUGGAAGAUCAGAUGGCCGUCGACGGUGAUGCGACGUUAUGUUGCGCGAAACCGAAGGAACAACGUGAAACAACGGCCAUGGGAACGUUGUUAUGCGGUGGAGCGGCGUAUGUUUGCCAACAUUUUUAUGACAGUGCACCCAGCGGAAGUUACGGGACGAUGACGUACAUUACAAGGGCUGUCGCCUCGAUGUUGCCUUGUUUGCCAAAGGAUGCUGAUCUGGAAUGCUCCAUAUCGUAGUAAUUCUAGCGACAAAUGAUCUUUGCAUAGUUAGAAAAUAAAGAUGUGAAUGUUAAUGUCCAUUAUAUGUAGCGAUGAAAAUUAUUAUAUUCCUCUGUAUAAAAUAACAUGAUUUCGCAACCAGACACAAAUUAUAAUCGAGGAAGGUAAACCUAAUAAAUUCCAAUUGUAAGUUAUA